ACAUGUAAUCACCCCCGACGGCCUCCUGUCUCGACCAAGACCUCUGACCUCAAGCGCCCAUCCCGCGCGCCACUUCUGACCGCCUAUCACCCCAAUAUACUUCUUUCCUUGCUUGGAAAUAAUCAAUCACCAUGGUCGCCGACGACUUGUACGAAAAGGCGCUGCCUGUGUUGCAGGACGAGGCCCUGGACGAGGAGGACAAGACGGACAAGCUCGAGGAGCUUCUGCGCAAGGAGACAAACCUUACCGGCAAGUCCCUCGAGAACAUUGUCCUGGACUGCCUAUGGCGCUACCGCGACGCCGGCAGCUCUUCCAGCUCUCCUCCCAGUCGUCAUACCAUCAUCCGCCGGCCCUCGCCAGCUCCCUGGCAGGCCAACCGCGCCCCGACUCCCGUCAACAACUCUCCGCGCAUGGUGCACCCUCCACCAGGCUUCGGCAUAGGUCCACCCGGCUUCGCACGCACAAAGUCGUCGACUGCAUCCCCCUUUACUUCUCCGCGACCCUCGCCCCGACUUGCUUUUUCCACACCGCAUAUCCCCCAUAGCCCCAGCCUGAGCGCAUACCAGUUCAGCGAGUGCGCAAGUCCGAACACAGAGUCCUAUGGCGAUCUCGAUGGCCACUCCGUCGACUGGCUGGUCAACGAUGAUGCUGCAAGCACAGAGUCCUCCCUCCUGGGUGACGGCACGCUCAACGGUGCCGCGGCCGAAUGGGUGCAGCCCCAGACCAUGGACAUGGGCCCGUACGACAUGUUGCGCUCCAUUCUGAGGGACGACCGAUCAGACGAAGAGCUUGAGAAGGUCUUGGAGGCUAAUGGAUAUGACCUCAGUGCUGCCCUGCUUGCACUAAUGGGGCAGCAACUAGACGUACAACAACUCCCCACUACUCCUUCAGAGCAUCCUGGAUAUGUCAUCGGAAAGUCUAUGAGUCCGGCGUUUAGACCUAGCACACCCGUAGGCCAGCAGAAAAGCAACAUCGUGUGCAAAUACUUCCUAUCAACAGGACAUUGUGCCAGAGCAGAUUGCAGGUUCAGCCACGAUACCAGCAAGACAUUAUGCAAAUAUUUCCUAAAUGGAAACUGUCUAGCUGGUGACACAUGCCUCUUCUCACAUGAUCCCUCUGCUCUCAUGGCUCGUAUGGCUGUCUCAGACGUCCAGACUCCACCUAUACCAAACUUCCAGAUGUCUGAUUAUGAGUUCCCUACACUCCACUACAACGGCUCACCCCUAGGUACCCCAUCGAUAACAUCAGCUGCAACCUCUUUGGAACAGCUCUAUGGCCUUACUAGUGGUGGCCCUACACGUCCUCCACCAGGACUUAGCCCAUUUGCCAACUUCACCCCUGGAGGCGGUAGUCGUCCGCAAUCUAGAACCGGCAGUCGCCAAACCUCACGUGCUACUACACCAUCAGUACUUGCAGUGGACGACAAUGAUGCUUUCCCUAGUCUAGGCUCCGCUGCCGCUGCUAAGACUGGAAAGCGUCACCACGGCAAGCGGGGUGGCCAUGGUCAUCACAAGGAUGCCCCGGGACCUAAUAACCUUGCUGAUGUCGUUCGCAUGUCCCCUGUCCCUGCUCCUGUCACUCCGGUCCGCAAGGGAUUAAGACCAACCAAAAGCUUCACCGGAUCUCGCGAGAAUAGUGUGGCUGCACAGGCAAUACCUGCCCCUCAACACAUUCCGUGGUUAGAGACCGGCGAGAAGGGUAAUCAAGCGUAUCUUAAAGCUCGCGCCGAGGCCUUUAAGCAUGGUAGUCUGCGCAACAAGUUUUUGCAGAGUGCUGCUCAGGCCUGGAACCGUAGUGAUUCGCGCGCGGCUAAAGCUCUUAGUCUUAGGGGGCAGAGCGAGAAUAACCUGAUGCGUGAAGCCCACCGUGAAGCUGCUCGUAUUCUUUACGAAGAUCGCAACAAGGACAGCGACGGCUCAAGAGAGCUGUAUGUUGAUCUUCACGGUCUGCACCCAGAUGAAUCCGUGUCAUACCUCGAGGGCAUUCUUCUGAAGCACAGCUCAUCUUCUCGUCCAGUGUAUGCCAUCACAGGAACCGGCCAUCACUCCAAGAAUGGCAAGGACAAAGUCGGCAAGGCUAUUCGCGGCUUCCUCAACGAAUGGCGCUAUGCUUUCCGUGAGUUCUCUGUUCCUGGCGAUCGUAACAACGUAGGUGGCAUUCUUGGUAUCGACCCGAGUAGCUACGAUAAAAGCGUCGCAGAACGGCUGAAGGAGUCCGAAUCAGACGGAGAUAGCUCGAAGAAAGACACCAAGAUUCGCAUCAUGAAGAGAGAUGAUGUAAUAGACGCGCCGAAAGGUCCAAAGCGUGCUGCUUGAUCUGAUUGAGUGGAAUGUUCAAUGUACCUAAUAGGUAGCAAGAAAUAAGAAAGAGUUUACUUCACCGC
Molecule: messenger RNA, 2383 nt
Organism: Alternaria alternata
Lineage: Eukaryota; Fungi; Ascomycota; Dothideomycetes; Pleosporales; Pleosporaceae
Product: CCCH zinc finger and SMR domain-containing protein
Exons: 4
Coding region: 132-2315 (727 amino acids)
Biological process (GO): negative regulation of DNA-templated transcription
Cellular component (GO): nucleus
Molecular function (GO): metal ion binding; RNA binding
Source: RefSeq, a predicted model, not a curated record